UUCUACUAUAUAAAUUUUGCUUCCUAGGCUCCUCAAUUCUCAACUCUAAACUCACUCACUCUCUCUCUCUCUCUCUCUCUCACAUGGAAACCUCAGCUGCUAAAUUUAUUUUUGUAUUUGUUUAUGCCCUCAUCAUCACACUCAGCACCCUGCAAGAAACAAAUGGAGUUUUAAAUGGAGAGACUCAAAAAAUGAUAAGUGAGGCUAACAAGAAUGGCCCUUAUCUAGGGUUGGUUAUUCCAAACCUAUUUGAGAUGAACCCUCUUCUUCAAUCUCCAAGCUUCACAUCUUCCAACCUUACCAUAGAUUUUCAAGGAAGGAGAUUUCGAUUCGGAAAAAUUGAUGAAAAGGAUGUCAUAUUGGUCAUGACUGGACUUGGCAUGAUAAAUGCAGGGAUAACAACACAGCUAUUGGUGAGUUUAUUUGAAGUGGAAGGAAUAGUGCAUUAUGGAAUAGCAGGGAAUGCAAACCCAAGUCUGAAUAUAGGGGAUGUUACCAUUCCUCAGUAUUGGUCCCAUACUGCUCUUUGGAAUUGGCAGAGGUAUGGAGAUGGGCCUGAAGAUGAACUAUCACUGGAAGAGAAUGGAGACUACACAAGAGAAAUUGGAUACAUAAAGUAUGCAAAUUAUGCAACAAAUGUAACAGAAUGCAACUUACAUGACAACUUCCUCAACAAUGUUUGGUACCAACCAGAGGAAGUUUUCCCCAUUGAUGGAACUCCUGAGGAAAGGCAACAUGCCUUUUGGGUCCCAGUUGAUUCCCAUUACUUUGAAUUAUCCAAAAACCUUGAGAGUUUGGAACUAGAGGGCUGCAUAAACUCAACAACAUGUUUGUCUGAGACACCAAAGGUGACAAGAGUCCUAAGAGGAACUAGUGCAAGCAUAUACCUAGACAAUGCAGCUUAUAGAAACUUCAUAUAUGGAAAAUUCAAUGUGAGCCCAGUUGACAUGGAGAGUGCAGCUGUGGCACUCAUUUGCCUUCAACAAAGAAUACCUUUCAUCACCAUCAGGGCUCUCUCCGACUUGGCCGGUGGCGGUUCUGCCCAGUCCAAUGAGGCUGCUACUUUCAUUUCUCUUGCUGCUAACAACUCUGUCACAGUUGUUGUGGAAUUCAUCAAGAAUUUAUUGUCAGCCAAUUACAUAAUUUCAAGUGCUUAGAUGAUCAAUCAGAGAGUUUGAUUCUAAGUAGAUUGUCUUGCUGCUAUUAUGCUUAAUAAGAGGCAUAGUAUGGGACUCACUCAUGCAUUACUACUGUUUUGUGUGUGUGUAUGUGUGUGUGUGUGUGUGUGUUUGUGUUGAAUGUUGUAUUUUCAUAACUUGUUCACUUAACUAGUGGUGGAUGAACAAUAAUUGGCUAUGUAUAACUUCGUUGAUUUUGGGCUAAGGCCAUUUUAGGUUUUGUGU
This is a messenger RNA of Camellia sinensis, 1403 nucleotides long. NCBI's taxonomy places the organism in Eukaryota, Viridiplantae, Streptophyta, Magnoliopsida, Ericales, Theaceae. The record is from RefSeq and is a predicted model, not a curated record.